ACAGCUGUGCGCAUUCGUCCUUUUCACUGCACGAACUAAGAACAUUACUUCGCGUGAUUCUCUAAAAACAAGUUGUUUGUUAUAUAAAAAAGAUAAUUGUAUUAAAAAAUAAGAUAAAAUAACUAAAACUUAAAAUAAACACAGUGGAAAAAUUACAAAACUAAAUUGUGUUUCCGACAAUAUAAUAGAAGAAGUGGAAAGUGUUGAUUAUCGAUUUUUCGGUUGUUCGUGUGUGUUGCAAAGUUUCUUCGCUGCUUAAAGACGCUGCUGCACGUUAAAAACCGCUCGGCUGCCAGCUAUGCUUAUGCGUAACUUCAUAUUUCGCACCAACUAUUUACCGACGCGUUCACCGCAUCAACUAUUAUGACGACACUUACUGGCACGACAGUAUCAGAAAUACCGUUAUCGCUACUUUAAGAGCCCCACCUACACACCGGCGCCGCAGUCAACGGCAAAUGAUAGCGAGCACCAUUGCCGUUGCGGUCACCACAAUCAUAACUGUCAACAGUUGCACGAAACACCGGACCUCAUUGACGACACACACGCCCGUCAUAAAAGGGACUCACAGCAGCAGGAGCAACAACCGAACUGCCCUAAUCACACCACCAUCGACAUCGAAGGUGAUGAGCAACUAAGAAAAAUGAACGGAGGCAAUCAACCCUACAACGCACACAAACGGAACGCCUACACAAAUCGCGGCCAGCAACAAGGCGCCGCUUGUGGCGCGCUUGGCAGAAACAAACAUAGAAUACUCAUUGUGCUCACGGUGGGCAGCACCGCUACGGUGGACACGCUGCUGUGGCAGAGCUUCGGCUGGAUGUAUGGACUGCCCGCUAUGUUCGCCGCCUUGCUCGUUAUCAUGCUGGUAACACUGGGCUGGCGCUGGUUCUACAUAGCCGCCGUAACGUACAGACGUGAUUUCACCGCUUUGUGGGCCUACAUAAAACUGGUGACGCUCAUAAAGCUUUGUGAGCGCAAAAAUUUCAAUAUCUGCGAUAUGUUCGACAAAAAGGCGCUCAAACAUCCGAAGAGGUUGGCGAUAAUCAGCGAGACACAACGCUGGACCUUCCGCCAGCUGUAUGACUUCUCCAACCACGUCGCCAUCGCAUUCCAAAGGCAAGGCUAUGGCAGAGGUGAUGUUAUCGGUUUGUUACUGGAGAAUCGUGCGGAAUACGUUGGCUUUUGGUUGGGUCUCUCGCGACUUGGCAUUGUCACGGCGCUGAUCAACACCAACUUGAAGGGUCCGUCGCUGCGUCACAGCAUCAAUGUGGCGAAAUGUUCGGCACUGAUAUAUGGCGAGGAUUUCUGCGAAGCAAUUGAGUUUAUAGCGAAUGAUACAGCCGCGAAGUUGUAUCAAUUCAAUAACGAUAUCAAUAAGCCAGUACGUGAGUCGGCGUCCGAUUUGGCGACACUACUGCACUCGGUUAGACAUAUGGAGCUCACACGUACGGCUGUGCAAUCACCAAAUCAUCACGACAAAUUGAUGUAUAUUUAUACCUCGGGUACAACCGGCCUACCGAAGGCGGCCGUAAUCUCGCAUUCACGUUAUAUGUUUAUGGCGAUUGGUAUACACUUUAUCCUGAAGUUUAAAAUAAGAGAUAUUUAUUACGCGCCCUUGCCACUCUACCACACGGCCGGUGGUGUAAUGAGUAUAGGACAAACGGUGAUCUUUGGCUCAACCGUUGUCAUAAGGAAGAAAUUUUCGGCUUCGGCAUAUUUUGCGGACUGUGUGCGCCUUAGAUGCACGGUUGCACAAUACAUCGGCGAAAUGGCGCGUUACGUCUUGGCUACGCCGCCAACUCAAUACGACCGCCGCCACAGGAUACGUAUGAUCUUCGGCAACGGUUUGCGUCCGCAAAUCUGGCAGAGCUUCGUGCAACGUUUUAAUAUACCAAAAGUGGGCGAAUUCUAUGGCGCCACCGAGGGCAACGCGAACAUUAUCAAUAAUGACAAUACCGUCGGCGCGGUUGGUUUCAUCUCACGCAUAUUUCCGCAAGUUUACCCCAUAUCCAUAAUAAAGGCCGAUCCAGACACGGGCGUACCGAUACGUGGCGCCGAUGGCUUGUGUCAGCCUUGCGCACCGGGCGAGGCGGGUGUGUUCAUCGGCAGGAUCAUCAAAGGCAUUCCGUCGCGUGAAUUUCUCGGUUAUGCGGAUGAAGGUGAGUCGUCGAAGAAAAUUGCACGUGAUGUCUUUAGAAAAGGCGACAUGGCAUUCAUAUCAGGCGAUCUGUUGACUUCGGAUGAGCGAGGUUACUUGCAUUUUGUGGAUCGUACGGGUGAUACAUUUCGCUGGAAGGGUGAGAAUGUGUCGACCACUGAGGUGGAGGCGCAGAUCAGUAAUAUCUCGCUGUUGAAGGAUACUAUAGUUUACGGUGUUGCGAUACCAAAUACCGAAGGUCGUGCGGGUAUGGCGGCUAUAUAUGAUCCCGAGCGUCAACUAAAUCUUGAUUACGUUGCAUACGAACUGUCGCAGGUGUUGCCGCCUUACGCACGCCCACAAUUCAUACGGAUUUUGACUAAACUUGAUAUCACUGGCACUUAUAAGCUGCGCAAAGUUGAUCUGCAAAGAGAGGGCUACAAUCCGCAUGUCAUCGACGAUAUGCUGUUCUAUCGCACAACUUCCGGCAGCUAUGAAUUACUCAGUAGCGAAGUUUUCGAAAAGAUAAACCAGGGUCUCAUUCGUUUUUAAAUUGUUAUUAUUUACUAUUUCACUAUAACUAUAUUGUAGAUUUAUCAUUUCGUAGAGAAUUCAUUCAAUCAUACUAGCCAAUCUGUAAAUAUUAUUUUAAAAUAAUAUUAAAUAAAGUUUGAACAACACAUACAAUAUAAA
Messenger RNA from Bactrocera neohumeralis, 2830 nucleotides. RefSeq names its product long-chain fatty acid transport protein 4-like. Bases 641 to 2689 code for a protein of 682 amino acids. The record is from RefSeq and is a predicted model, not a curated record. Gene Ontology annotation, biological process: triglyceride homeostasis. Gene Ontology annotation, molecular function: long-chain fatty acid-CoA ligase activity; long-chain fatty acid transmembrane transporter activity. The transcript has 4 exons. NCBI's taxonomy places the organism in Eukaryota, Metazoa, Arthropoda, Insecta, Diptera, Tephritidae. Gene Ontology annotation, cellular component: endoplasmic reticulum.